AGACACUUCUACAACCAGCCCUUUCCAAGGGACAUCUACACGAUGGGGUCAUUGAAGAGUCCUAUCUUCAUCUUGGUCCUCCACCUUCUGGAAGGGGUUCUGAGCAACUCCCUCAUCCAGCUGAACAAAAAUGGCUAUGAAGGCAUCGUCAUUGCCAUCGACCAUGAUGUGCCCGAAGAUGAAGCCCUCAUUCAACACAUAAAGGACAUGGUGACGCGAGCCUCCCCAUACCUGUUCGAAGCUACGGGGAAAAGAUUUUAUUUCAAAGAUGUUGCCAUUUUAAUUCCUGAAAGCUGGAAGACAAAAGCUGAGUAUGAGAGGCCAAAACUCGAAACCAUCAAAAAUGCCGAUGUCCUGGUGUCAGCAACCAGCCCUGUGGGUGAGGACCAGCCACACACCGAGCACGUGGGAGCAUGUGGAGAGAAGGGACUCAGGAUUCACCUCACCCCCAGCUUCUUAGCAGGAAAGAAGCUGAAAGAGUACGGACCACAAGAGAGGGCGUUUCUCCACGAGUGGGCUCAUCUCCGAUGGGGGGUGUUCGAUGAAUACAACAAUGAAGAGAAAUUCUACCUAUCCAAAGGAAAAACUGAAGCAGUGAGAUGUUCAGCAGCUAUCACCGGGAAAAAUGUAGUCCGUUGGUGCCAGGGAGGCAGUUGUGUCAAUAAAGGAACCUGCAGAAUAGACAAAGUAACCGGACUCUAUGGAAAAGACUGUGUGUUCUUACCAGACAAACAACAAGUCGAGAAGGCAUCCAUAAUGUACUCUCAAACUAUUGAUUCUGUUGUUGAAUUCUGUACAGAAAAAAACCACAACAAGGAAGCCCCAAAUGCCCAGAACCAACAGUGCAAUCUCCGCAGCACGUGGGAAGUGAUCCAGGGCUCUGAGGACUUUCGGCAGAGCACGCCCAUGACGACUCAGCCACCCACACCCACCUUCUCUCUGCUGCAGAUUGCACAGAGAAUUCUGUGUCUAGUUCUGGAUAAGUCUGGGAGCAUGAUAGAUGAUGACCGCCUUAACCGUCUUAAUCAGGCAAGCCAGCUUUUCCUGCUCCAGACCGUGGAGCAGGGAUCCUGGGUCGGGAUGGUGACAUUUGACAGCGCGGCCUACGUAAAAAGCGAACUCAAACAGAUAAAAAGUGCUGCUGACAGAGACCUGCUGACCAAAAGCUUACCCACAGUACCUGCAGGAGGGACAUCUAUAUGCUCUGGGCUUCAAGCAGCCUUUACAGUGAUUAAGAAGAAGUAUCCAACCGAUGGAUCUGAAAUCGUGCUGCUGACGGACGGCGAGGACAACAACAUCGGCGCCUGCUUUGACCUGGUGAAGAGGAGUGGAGCCAUCAUCCACACGGUGGCCCUGGGCCCGGCUGCUGCUAAAGAGCUCGAGCAGCUGUCCACAAUGACAGGAGGUUUGCAGACGUAUGCUUCUGAUCAGGCUCAGAACAACGGCCUUGUUGAUGCUUUCGCAGCCCUUUCAUCAGGAAAUGGAGCUGCCUCUCAGCGCUCCAUCCAGCUGGAGAGCAGGGGAGCCAAUCUCCAGAAGGACCAGUGGAUGAAUGGCUCGGUCAUUGUGGACAGCACAGUGGGGAAGGACACUUUAUUUCUUGUCACCUGGACAACACAAGCUCCUCAAAUUCUUCUCUGGGAUCCCAGUGGGACGAAACAAGGUGGCUUUGUUGUAGACCCAGCCACCAAGAUGGCCUACCUCCAAGUCCCAGGCACUGCCAAGAUUCGUUCAUCUCCUUGUCAAGGUGCUGAUGCUACCAAGAAUGAUGGUGUCUACUCAAGAUUUUUUACAGCUUUUGAUACAAAUGGUAGAUACAGCAUAAAAAUAUGGGCUCUGGGAGGAAUUACAACAGACAAGCAGAGAACAUUACCUCAGAAUGGAGUCAUGUAUAUAGACGGCUGGAUUGAAAAUGGUGAAGUAAAAUUCAAUCCUCCACGUCCUGAAACUAAUACUGUCCAAGACAAGCAACUGUGCUUCACUAGGACGUCUUCUGGGGGGUCAUUCAUGGCCUCGAACGUCCCCUCGGCUCCCAUUCCUGACCUCUUUCCACCUUGCCGAGUCACCGACCUAACGGCUAGCAUCCAGGGGCACAAGCUCGUGAAUCUGACCUGGACCGCUCCUGGGGAUGACUACGACCAUGGGAGAGCUUCCAAGUACAUCAUCCGAAUAAGCACAAAUAUUGCUGAUCUAAGAGACAAGUUCAAUACCUCCAUCCAAGUGAACACCACCAACCUCAUCCCCAAGGAGGCCAACUCUGAGGAAAUCUUUGCGUUUGAACUGGAAGAUGAUAGUUUUGGAAAUGGCACCGAUGUCUUCAUUGCUAUCCGGGCUGUGGAUAAGUCCAACCUGAAAUCAGAAAUAUCAAACAUUGCACGGGUAUCUCUGUUCAUCCCCACUGAAGAGAAGCCCACCUCCAAUGACACGGCUCCUCUUUGCCCUGAUGUUAGUAUCAACAGCACUAUCCCUGGCAUCCAUGUGCUGAAAAUAAUGUGGAAGUGGCUAGGGGAAAUGCAGGUGACGCUAGGCUUGCACUGAAUUUUCAGGAGAUAAAUAAAUAAAGCAUUCCUUGCAUUGUAGAACUUUCUAAAAUGGAAUUUAGACUUCCUGUAGGGGGCAAUAUAGUAGUAUGGGAAGCUCAAAGUCUGGAUCUAUGUGUAUUAGUAAUUCUCUGCCCAGAUUCUAAGGUUUAAUCUUUGCUCGAUCUUUGGAUGGUAAUUUUGAAUGCUUGGAAGAACCAAAUGUUGCUUUUACUAGUAGAUUUUAGUUAGUCCUAAGGAACUUUUCCAGGUAAAAAUAACAUUCAAUUGCAGUUAGUUAAUCUACAAACUACUAUAAUGUCAGAAAUGCCUAACCAAAUUAUUUAAAUACAAAAGAUCUGGAACUAACAUCACCAAGAAUGUGUCUUCCUUCCCCUAGAUCUGAGUAAAGAUGGACCAUUCAUGGACGGGGGCACACUGUGGGAAGAAAUCAUACAUUGGUAGUUCCAUGAGUGUAGAAUGCAAGAGUCAGUGAUGCCUAAAGCCACAGUGACAGGGAACAAGGAAGGGCGGUAGAUACAGACCGAGUGAUACAGAAAUAAAAAUAUAUUUCAUAACUUUGUCCAAAUGCUCUACUAACAGCCGUCUUAGUUUUCUAUGGCUGUGAAAAGACACCAUGGCCAAGACAACACAUAGAAGAAGGCAUUUAACUGGGGGCUUUCUUACAGUGUAAGCCAGUUAGUCUAUCAUCACCACGAUGUGGAGUGUGGCCAUAGGACAGCAGGCAUGGAACUGGAGCAGUAGCUGAGAGUUUACAUCUUAUCCUCAAGUUAGAAACAGAGACUGGGUGGUG
This is a messenger RNA of Alexandromys fortis (reed vole), 3333 nucleotides long. It is a transcript of the gene Clca1, whose product is annotated as chloride channel accessory 1. Bases 43 to 2538 code for a protein of 831 amino acids. Gene Ontology annotation, cellular component: plasma membrane. Gene Ontology annotation, biological process: chloride transport. Gene Ontology annotation, molecular function: intracellularly calcium-gated chloride channel activity. NCBI's taxonomy places the organism in Eukaryota, Metazoa, Chordata, Mammalia, Rodentia, Cricetidae. The transcript has 13 exons. The record is from RefSeq and is a predicted model, not a curated record.